CAACACUACAAAUACCCUUCCCAUUCUUCCUAGCUACCUUGCAUAAUUAAAUCUCUUCUAUCUUCAUCUUGAUAAAUAAAAGUUAAUAAUAUCAUGAAGGAGAACUCAUCCAAGAAAUUGGAAAAAACCUACUUUGAUGUUUUAGGACUUUGUUGCUCAUCCGAGGUGCCGCUGAUUGACAAAAUCUUACGACCGAUUGAAGGUGUUUACGAUGUUUCUGUCAUCGUUCCAUCGCGGACUGUCAUCGUCAUUCAUGAUCCGCUCCUGGUUUCUUCUCUUCAAAUUGUUAAGGCGCUAAACCAAGCACGAUUAGAAGCAAAUGUGAGAGUAAAAGGAGAUACAAACUACAGAAACAAAUGGCCAAGCCCAUUUGCAGUGGCUUGUGGUGCAUUGCUUUUGUUAUCGUUUUUGAGUUAUGUUUUUCCACCUUUCAAAUGGUUGGCACUCGGAGCUGUUGCCAUUGGCAUUGUUCCCAUCGUUUUGAAAUCUUUUGCGUCAUUACGUAAUUGUAGGCUCGACGUAAACACCCUCAUGCUCAUUGCAGGUAACUUAUUGUGAAAGAAAUAGAAGCCUGCUAUGAAGCACUGAAGGCUUAAAUAAAGUGGCUAUAAAUACUUGAAUAAAAGAAGAAAUUUAUAUUUUAUUUAUUAGGGUUUAUCUCUAUAAAAACAUUUGCAUGGAAUAUGGGUUUUAGCCCAUUUGUUUAAUAUUAAAAAUUUGGUGUUUUACAAACUCUGAAAUUAUUUCCUAACUACGAUCCAGAUGAAAUUUUUUUCCGCUGCAUAUUUAA
Helianthus annuus (common sunflower) is the source of this 790-nucleotide messenger RNA. Its product is annotated as cadmium/zinc-transporting ATPase HMA2. Gene Ontology annotation, molecular function: metal ion binding; cadmium ion transmembrane transporter activity; zinc ion transmembrane transporter activity. The transcript is spliced from 3 exons. Bases 94 to 558 code for a protein of 154 amino acids. The record is from RefSeq and is a predicted model, not a curated record. Lineage: Eukaryota; Viridiplantae; Streptophyta; Magnoliopsida; Asterales; Asteraceae.